This is a messenger RNA of Kuraishia capsulata CBS 1993, 831 nucleotides long. RefSeq lists its product as uncharacterized. Gene Ontology annotation, biological process: mRNA splicing, via spliceosome. The record is from RefSeq and is a predicted model, not a curated record. Gene Ontology annotation, cellular component: spliceosomal complex. The transcript has a single exon. Bases 1 to 831 code for a protein of 276 amino acids. Lineage: Eukaryota; Fungi; Ascomycota; Pichiomycetes; Pichiales; Pichiaceae.
AUGAAAGGGUUUUCCCUGAAAAAGUCUUCAGACCCUUCGGAUCAGCCGAAAAAAUCUUUUGGUGGAUUUCAGAUAAAAAAACCAGCGAACGGACAGAAGACCCUAGGCGUUCCAAAGAAGCUGGCAAAGCCUGUGUUGACGGAUGAUUCACGAGGAAAUGACGACGAAGUGAAAGAAGUUGAAAUUAGUUCCUUUGAUGAAAACACUUUUGGCUCAAAGCCUGGAUUGUUAGUGAUACGGCCCAAGUCCAAAAAAGACUGGAGGGCUGAAGCAUUGGAAAGGCGGGACCAAGAAGUCACAGUUAGUGAAGACACUUUGAAAUAUGGCUUGAACACAUUUGAGGCUGUCUCAACCAAAUCGGACAGCAAAAACGAAGACACAAUACCAGUUGCUUUCUCGAAGAGUGUGGAAGAACAAGCCAGGGAAUCGCUGCGCAAUGGAGUUAAGACAACUUCCCAGAGGGUUAUUGUGAUGGAUGAUGACCAGCACCGGCUCGAUAACGAAUUGAAAGAGAUGCCAGAAUCAUCCUCGUUAGAAGACUAUGAGAAAGUUCCAGUUGAGGAGUUUGGGGCAGCAUUGUUGAGAGGAAUGGGAUGGAAAGACAAUACUCAGAGGCCGUCUAAGUCUACUACCACUGUGACUAAACGACCACCUCUACUGGGAAUAGGCGCAAAAGCUUUGCCUGGAAUGGAGGUCUCGCGAAAUGAGGUUUAUUCGCCCGUGAUUAUAAGAAAUAAAGAAACUGGAGAAAUUGUUAAUGAGAAGGAACAAUCACGAGAAAGAGAGCGCUCUCCAGCAGGAAGGAAUCAAAGCUACAGGGAUAGAAAAUAA